Bufo bufo (common toad) is the source of this 1601-nucleotide messenger RNA. Its product is annotated as MOB kinase activator 2-like. The record is from RefSeq and is a predicted model, not a curated record. Gene Ontology annotation, cellular component: nucleus; cytoplasm. Bases 265 to 945 code for a protein of 226 amino acids. The transcript is spliced from 6 exons. Lineage: Eukaryota; Metazoa; Chordata; Amphibia; Anura; Bufonidae. Gene Ontology annotation, molecular function: protein kinase activator activity. Gene Ontology annotation, biological process: signal transduction; positive regulation of protein phosphorylation.
GCUAUGUGCAUGGGAAGGGGAGGAGAGCCUGUGGAGAUGGGCUGAGCAGGCUCUGGUUAGGCAGGUUCUCCCUCUUUUGUCUGCCACUGUGUUUUCAAAAAGCUUCAGAAGUUGUUGACUGAAGCCAGUGCUUCACCAGCUGGGACUGGGCGCAGAAGGACAACUUCCUCAGCAGGAGCUCCAGGCACACAAGGAGGCCAGAGGUCUCCAGAGUGAAGGUGGGAAGCAGCUGCUCCUCUGUCUACACUGAAACCUGCCGGCACCAUGGUAUUUCAGGCGGUUGGGAAAUUAUUGGGGAAGCACAGUAAACUAAAAAAGAAGGUGGCAGCAGAAAGCGAGAAGCUCUACCUAGAGCCGCGCUAUACUGGGGCUCGAAUACUAGAUGCUGAUGUCUUAAUGCUGGUGGCAUUGCCGAAAGGACUCAAUGUAGACGAAUGGCUGGCCAGUAAUGCCUCUGCCUUCUACAACCACGUCAGCCUCAUGUACGGUUCUAUAUCUGAAUUCUGCACGGUAUCAUCAUGCCCAACAAUGAAGGCCUGGUCAACGCAGAUUCAGUGGACGGAUGAGAAAGGGCGGAAGAGAAAAUGCUCAGGCCCGCAAUACGCAGACUAUGCCGCCAGCAUCGUUCAGAAAAUACUGACAGAUGAAGACUUGGUUCCUACCAAACAAAGUAAAGAGUUUUCAAAGUCCUUCAGACCAGCCAUCCAGAAAAUCUUCCGGCUUCUUUUUCACCUCCUGGGCCACAUCUACACCUGUCACUUCAGAACGGUGGUGAACCUUGAACUGCAUCCCCAUCUUAACACCCUGUACCUGCACCUUCUCCUCUUCUGUGCAGAAUUUCACCUCCUUGAUUCCAAAGAAAUGUCCUUAAGUGAAGACUUAACCACAGCCUUGAUACAUUCCAGCCCACCUCCCCGAACCUCAGGCCACUCCCGUAACACUUGAACCAACCCCAUAGAUAGGUCCCUAUCUUUUCUAUGUAUACUGCCACCAGGACUUGUUACCUUAUGAAUAUUUUAAAAUCUGUAAUAUUUUUGUGUAAUCUAAUAUUUGGCGUGGCACCUUGAGCACAACUUCUGAUCGCCAGACUAAAGGUUACAAAGUACAACAAUAGACGUGUCGCAGAGCAUUUUCGGACAUGCGUAUGAAGGCGGCUUGCUGCAUAGCACAGAACUGGUUCGAGCUGACUGUACACCGAGGGACCCACCAAGUGCAUGAAGCAGAAAACAAAUGAGCGUGCAUCGAUUCACAAGAUCUGCUUAGACAAGCAAAGGACGGACAUGGUUCGCAAAGACAUUUUAUAUGUUACCAGGCAGAAGAAGGUUUCUAUGGGCGAUGGUGUUUUGUGCUACCAACACUGGAUGACAUAGACUUUUUCAUGUCAAUUUUACUAAGGUCAGAAUUUCCAGAAUGGGCACUUUUUUUUUUUUUUUUUCUUUUAAUCAAGGGUUUUUUGUGUAUUUUUUUUAUUUUAUAAAUAACCAUAUUUUAAUUUAAUUAUUAAUGGAUAAUGGAUAGUACUGACAGUUACAUGUAUAUUUUACUUCAGGGGAUAUGUUACUUUUUCUUAAGAAAAAAAAAACGCACUUAACUUUUGUAAU